AUGUACGUUGAGCAACCGUUUGAUGAACUCAAAGUAUCAUCAGACAAGAGACGAGUGGCAUAUUUCUACGAUCAAGAUGUGGGCAACUACUUUUACGGCACGGGCCAUUGCAUGAAACCACAUCGAAUAAGAAUGACCCAUUCGCUCAUCAUGAACUAUGAGCUAUAUAAGAAAAUGGAGAUUUACCGAGCACAACCAGCAACAAACUUAGAGCUCACGCAAUUCCACAGUGACGAAUACAUCGACUUUAUAGAUCGAGUCACGCCGGAUAAUGUGCAUUUGUUUCCUCGAGAAGCGCACAUUUUCAACGUGGGGGAAGAUUGCCCCGUUUUCGAUGGGUUGAGUGAGUUUUGCAAGAUAUCGUGUGGUGGGUCGAUGGAAGGUGCAGCAAGACUAAAUAACGGCAUGGCUGAUAUCGUCAUCAACUACGCUGGCGGACUACACCAUGCCAAAAAAUCCGAGGCGAGCGGGUUUUGUUACACGAAUGAUAUCGUGUUGGCCAUUAUCGAGUUGCUUCGGAAACAUCCACGAGUCUUGUAUAUUGACACCGACGUGCACCACGGUGACGGUGUAGAAGAGGCAUUUUACACGAAUGACAGAGUCAUGACGUGCUCAUUCCACAAGUUUGGCGAUUUCUUCCCCGGAACGGGCGUCGUUGGAGACAUUGGGAUUGGCAAGGGGAAAUACCACUCGGUUAACAUUCCACUACGGGAUGGCAUUGAUGAUGCUUCGUACAAGUCCAUCUUUGAGCCGAUUAUACAGCACAUUGUCGACUGGUACCAGCCAUCUGCUAUUGUCCUUCAAUGCGGAGGCGACUCGUUGAGUGGUGACCGGUUGGGCUCUUUUAAUUUGUCAAUGAGAGGCCACGCAAACUGUGUGAACUUUGUGAGGUCCUUGCGGUUACCGAUGAUGGUGUUGGGAGGCGGCGGAUACACAAUUCGAAAUGUGGCGAGAACUUGGGCUUUUGAAACGGGGAUUUGCAACGGGGAAUUACUCUCGAAAGAGCUACCAUACAAUAGCUAUUACGAAUACUAUGCACCAACGUAUGAGCUCGAUGUCCGAUCAUCCAACAUGAACAAUGCAAACUCGAAGGAGUUUUUGGAUAAGCUUUUGACGCAGGUGAUUGCCAACUUGGACCAUACCAAGCAUGCGCCUUCGAUUCAAAUGCAGGAAGUGCCUCCCGAUAGAGAAGAUCUCGGCGAUGUCGAUGAGGAUAUGGCCGAAGCAAUCGAUACAAAGGGAGGCUCGCAAAUGCUGCGAGACAAGGUUGUGGAAAAAGAAGGCGAGUAUUACAGCGAUGAGCUGAAGGAUAAGGGCGAGCACAACAUUUUCGAACACCAACACGAACUGGCGACGCAGGCCCCGCGAAAGGAUGUACCCAUCAUCACCAGUGAAGAGGUGCAUGCGGCUGUUGAAGACGACACUCAAGCCGCAAGGAUUCUAUUUGAGGAUGAAAAAGCCGAAAUCGAUGCAUUGAACAGGGAUCAGGAGAUGGCAGAAGCCGCAUGA
Molecule: messenger RNA, 1509 nt
Organism: Lodderomyces beijingensis
Lineage: Eukaryota; Fungi; Ascomycota; Pichiomycetes; Serinales; Debaryomycetaceae
Source: the annotation of a GenBank genome assembly